UAUUUAACAGGCCAAAGCACUGGUUCCCUAACCACCUUGAAAUUGAUUACAGUUAUCAGUCUGAAGUGGACUGCAUCCAGCGUGUGGACAGUUUCUGAGACACCGCCACCAUUAAGCGACUAAGCCUAAAAAGGAGGCCCAGGGUGGCCGGCAGUAAUGUGGACAAAACGCAGAGUGGCAUUUCAUCUAGUCAGUGGUAUUCUGCAGAGUCCUUGUCAUCAUCUAGUGGUGAUGAUUCAAAACUACUGGGCAUGUCCUCUGCAGCUCGAGGUAGACCACCUCUUCCUCCACCACAUGGUUCCUUGUUGGAUAAUAAUAAAAGAAAUGAAAGUCUGGGAACCUCUCAGAUACUAACUGAGCCAAAGCCUCAGCCAGCUGCACGAUCUCUCUUCCAAAGUCAAAGCCCUGUGAUGGAGAGGGCCUUUCUGGAGACCCACAAACCCUUGAAUCAGGAGGUGACAAGACAGUCUCCACCCCAGCCCUAUCCCCGUCGACGACUGGCCAGCUUCGGAGGUAUGAGCUCCCCUGGGUCACUCUCACCUUUCACUGGCCUGGGUGCAUAUAAUCAGAACAAUAAUGGCAAUAAGCCUACUGGUACUGGACCCGAGGUCCACCUCGGCUCAUCCCUGGGCAGUAGAGGCAGCACAGGCUGUCUGAGAGUAAGCCCACAGAGCUCAGGUAGAACAACUCCAGUUACCAGUCUUGGCCCCAUGCACCUGCAACAUGUCCGUGACCAAAUGGUGGUUGCGCUACAAAGACUGAAAGAGUUAGAGGAGCAAGUGAAAAUCAUCCCAAUCCUCCAGGUAAAGAUCUCAGUCCUUCAGGAGGAAAAGAGGCAACUAAGCUGUCAGCUCAAGGACUUGAUUGAGAGAGAGAACGUCAAUGAUGUAACCUGGAACAGCCCGCAUAGCAUUGAAGGGUCUGAAAUUGAGAUCAACAGAAAUACCAAAAAAGAUCUUGAAGUUAAAAGUAGCUGCACAGAUCUGAAGGAGGUUGGGCAAUUGACCAAAGACAUGCAAGAACUGGAAAGGUCUAUCAAAGUGGGACAGUUGGGAACAUUGCAUGAAAAAUGUAACCCUCUUCAUGACAAAACAUUUAAGUCAGUCGCUGUGGGAACUGACAACAAUAUGGAUGUCAUCUCGUCUAAGCCACCAAAAGAAAACAAAUAUGCAUACAUUGAGCAGGUAGAGAUGAGGUCCAUUGCAACAGAAGUAUCUGAAGUCAGUCUGGGAAUUUACACAGAACAGGAGGCAGAGCUUGAUGCCCAAGAAUUAAUAAACAGUGCCUUAAAGGAGAAAAUUUGUCAAUUAGAAAUAGAGUUGAAAGAAUCAGCUCUGGAGACAGAGUUGAUUCGUCUGAAACUGGAACUUCAGGCUGCAGGAGCCAGGAACCGGGUUGACAAGGCCUGCUGUGCCAGACCGUCCACUGUAAGCAUAGGCUCAGAUGCAAGGCCACACACCAAAAGCCAGGGAGUGGGUAAUCACACAGAGCUCAGAGAUGCUUCCACAGGCGAGGAAAAGAAGGUAAAAACUGUAGGAGUAUCCUGUGCACCUAUGAUGAGGAGUAUUUGCACAGGACUGGAUGUACCCAUGAGCCUCUGGGAGGUCAGGGAGCGAGUGGAGACCAGCGACAAGGCUGUGGAAAUGCACGUUUUUACAAACACACAAGGAGUUGGGACAGAGAUAAGGGUAUGUGAUGCAGAAAGCAACACAGAGGCACCACUGGCAAAACUGAGGUCCAAGAAAGAGUAUUGUUCAGUGGCUUGUGGGGAUUGUUCUGUCGAUGUGACCAUUUGCGAGGCAAAGGAAGCAGUUUCACAGUGUAUGACUACAGAUCGAGUCAGAGGAGUUGAGCUUGGAAUCAUGGUAUCACCCCAAACAGCAUCGCAGCGUACCAACACUGUAUGUAGUUCAGUGUCUCGCUUUACCAACACCAAGCACGCCUUCAGCACUGACUCCAGCACGAAUACGCUCCUCAGCACCCAAGACAAGCACACCAACACUACUCACACUUCAACUAGGACAGUAUCUGUAGGCAAUAGGGUCCGAGACGUCAGAUGCACCACAGAGACCCGAACAAUCGGUGUAGGAACUGCAAAUGCAGUAGAAAGUAUUUCAAAGCAAACACCAGAAGCGGUCACCAGAGUAACUCGAGACACUGGAGUUGGAUUCACAGACAUUAAUGAGAAUUUCCUAGUUGGACUGAAAACUCGAAAUAUGGCAUCCGGACCGUCUCAUCUACCUGACCCUGUCAAAACAAAGAGUGUUGGUGUAGGGGAAGGGCGGAUAAGGGAUUUUUCAGUUUCAUCCAGGACACCUGGACAGAAUUUCCAGAAAUCUGCACAGUUACAGUGGGACCAUGAGCUGAACCAUUACAUCGAGAAGUUGCAGAGGCUCCUCAGCAUGGAGCAUGGGGACCUGCUCACAGAGGACUGUCCUGAUCAUAACAGUGGCCAAGGAGAUCCCAGCUCCUUGGCACCUAUGGCACAAGGAGGGACAGACAUCCACAUGUUCAGUUCUCAUCCAGCAGCAAACAAAGACUCUCAGUCCCAGUCUCAACUUUCACUUGUCUCCUCUAAGUGUGACAAAGCAAAUGCAGGCCUGUGUCAGCAGAGCAGUAAUGAUUCAGAGGUGAAAAGAAUGAUUAAAAUGAUAGAACAGCAGACGUCCUCUGGUUUACAAGACAGGUCAGAUAAUGCUGGUAAGCCAAGGAAUGUAAUAAAGAAACAGAAUGGUAACCAGUGCUGUAGUAGCAACAGGCAGAGUAUGAAGUUUCUGGGUGUGACUACAGGGCUGGACCCAGUGUCGAAUUAUGAGCAUGAUGAUGUAGACAGAAAGAUAAAAAGAACAUUUAGGGAAUCUCCUCAAGAUGUUGCCCAAUCACGAAAGGAAAAAGACAACAAGGGAUCAAAAGGAGCUGCGAGAGUGUAUACACAGCAGAGGCGUAGGAUGAGCGAACGGAUGUUUUUUGCUUGUCAAGCCUUAAAGACGCACCUGAGUGAUGACACAGCUUUAUCCAACAGGGAAAUGCAGGACUGUCUGCACACACUCCAGCAAGAGUGGUUCUCUGUGUCCAGCCACAAGUCAGCAUCUCCUGAAACUGUAGAGGACUACUUAUCUACGUUUCAGGCCAUUUCACCUUCAGUAUUGCAGUACAUAGUUAAUAUGGCUGACGGCAAUGGAAACACAGCUCUACACUACAGUGUUUCUCACUCGAACUUUGGCAUUGUGAAGAAAUUGCUUAAUCCAGAGGUGUGCAACGUGAAUCAGCAGAAUUCAGCAGGUUACACGCCCAUCAUGCUUGCUGCACUUGCUGCUGUGGAUAAUCCAGACAACAUGAAAGUAGUCGAGCAGCUCUUCACUAAAGGAGAUGUCAACGCCAAGGCCAGCCAGGCCGGUCAGACGGCUCUGAUGCUCGCUGUGAGCCAUGGCAGGAUGGACAUGGUGCAGGCACUCCUGGCACAAGGGGCGGAGGUCAAUCUCCAGGAUGAUGAGGGCUCCACGGCGCUGAUGUGUGCAAGCGAGCAUGGCCACGCUGACAUUGUUAAACUACUGCUGGCACAGCCGGAGUGCGAUGCCACCCUGACUGACAGUGAUGAAAGCACAGCCAUGUCCAUCGCAUUAGAGGCAGGACACAAUGACAUUGCAGUGCUUCUUUAUGCUCAUGCCAACUUCUCCAAAGGACACGCAGGGGCAACUGGUCGUCACAGUGGCAGGUCUCUUUCUUCUUCCAGUGAUAGACACGUCUUUGAAUGAUGGGAUCCCCCAAACUCUGAUUUGAUGCUACAGGAAACUUAUUUUCAGAUGAUUCGAUAUCAAAGCCCACAUUGUGUAUAACUUUGUCAGUUUCAAUCUUAUCAAGAGAAUUCAGUUGAAUAUUUAUCUGUCAUAAUUGAGCAGUUGACAAUGCUUUUCAUUAUCUAGUAGCACGGUAUGCAUACAUGUGUAUAAGAUAACACUGGUAAUUUCAUAUUUCAUACAACUGAAUGUGUAUUACAGUAAAUUUAAUAUAGUACAUGUGUGUAUAUUUAAGGAGAGCGUGCAAAAUUAUCCAAAGUCCCCAAGUUAAGAUGCACUUCAGAUGGGAUGCUGUGUUAAAUGAAAAUAAAAGUAGAUUGCAAUGAUUUGCAAAUCAUUUCAACCCAUGUUUUUAUUGAAGGUGGAACAUAGAACACAUGUCAAACCUUUUAUUCUUAUUUUUAAAUCAGGUUAUUUUGAAUUUGAUGGGCAGAACAUAUCUAAAAACUUUGGCACAGGCCAUGUUUAACACUGCGGGGCAUCCCCUCGUCUUUUAGCAACACUCUGUAACAUCUCUUUGUAACAUCUGGGAACUGAGGAGACCGUUGCUGGACCCUUUGGUAGAGGAGAAUUGUCUCAUUCCUAUCUGAUAGGCGAUUGUAACUGCUCAACAGUUGUGUGUUGUCUUUGUUGUACUUUUUGUUUCAGCAUCCAAACUCUUCUAUGAAGCCAUGCUGCUGCUAUAGAUGGAGUAGCAUGGUCUCAGCAUAUGAAGUAUGCUAAGAUAGCAAAGACAUUGCAUAUUUUCCUCUAAAACCUGUACAUACCUUUCAGCACUGAUGGUGCCUUUUCAGAAGUGCCAGCUGCUGUUUCAUAGAUACUAAUGUCAAAAUACCAUCAGAGAUUCAGGCUUUUGAGCUGCGUGCUGAUAACAAACCAGACGAUCCUUCUGAUCUUUAGUCUGGAGGAUGCAGCAUUUAUGUUUUCCAAAAAAUCUGACCACAGAACAGCUUUCUACUUUGCCUCAGUUCUCUUAGAAUGAGCUUUGACCAGAGAAGACAGCUGCAAUUCUGGAUUAUGUUCACAUAGGGGUUCUUUUUUUUUGCAUGAUAGAGCUUUAACCUGCGUUUGUGGAUGGGACGGUGAAUUGUGUUCACACACAGUGAUUUCUGGAAGUGUUCCUGAGCCCAUUCAGUGAUUUCCAUAACAGAUCCAAACAAAUCCAAAUAGUGGCUGUUUUCAGUGCCCGAGGGCCUGAAAAUCACAGGCAUCCACUAUUGGAUUUUCAGACUUGUUCCUUUCUGCACAGAGAUUUCUACAGAUUGCAGGAAUCCUUUUACAUUAUGUACUGUAGAUGAUGAGUAAGUCUUCACAGUGAUAAAUAUCAUUAUGAAAUUGUUCCAUAAUUUGUAUCUUGUAGAUACUGCCCAUCUUCACUUCUGAGAAACUCUGCGUCUCUAAGCUGCACUUUUUUUACCCAAUUGUGUUACUGACAAAUUCUCAGUUAACCUUUUGUUCUUCCAGCGGUUUCUUUUUAGUAUCUCUACAUUUCUGACCUCUUGUUGCCCAUUCCUAACUUCUUUGAGUUAUGUUGCUCCAUUAAAUUAAAAUUUAAAUAGUACAUUUUAUUUAAACAUUUGGUUUAUUUUUUUAUGUACUAUUGUGAAAAGUUAUUGGUUUAAGAGAUUUGCAAAUCAUAGCUUUUUUAUUUAUUUGUUUAUUUUUUAUAUGGCAUCCCAGCAGUUUUGGAAUUGGGUUUUACUUAGUGCUAAGGUGAAAUUUUGUACUAUUUUUAUAUCUCAUAUUAUUUGUAAAGUCACAGGGCUCAAAUGCGCUGGGAUAAAAGUAACAAAAAUUACAAAGUGCAAAAUCUUGACCCAGCCCUUCGUACUUAAAGGAUCUGUACCUCAGAAAAUAUCCAUGAUGCCAUAGUAAAGUUUUGCAUGGCUUCAUUAAAUAUACUAAAGUUAUUGACACCAUACUGUGUACAUUACUAUAACUUACAGGAAUAUAGAUGC
Messenger RNA from Neolamprologus brichardi, 5755 nucleotides. RefSeq names its product KN motif and ankyrin repeat domain-containing protein 1-like. The record is from RefSeq and is a predicted model, not a curated record. Lineage: Eukaryota; Metazoa; Chordata; Actinopteri; Cichliformes; Cichlidae. Gene Ontology annotation, cellular component: cytoskeleton; cytoplasm. Gene Ontology annotation, biological process: negative regulation of actin filament polymerization. Gene Ontology annotation, molecular function: protein binding.